AUGGCGGACAAGCUCACCCGUAUCGCUAUUGUCAACUCUGACAAGUGCAAACCCCGCAAAUGCAAGCAAGAAUGCAAGCGCUCGUGUCCCGUCGUCCGCAGCGGCAAGCUGUGCAUUGAGGUCGCCCCAGACUCCAAGCUGGCCUUCAUCUCCGAGUCCCUCUGCAUUGGUUGCGGUAUUUGCCCCAAGAAAUGCCCCUUCGGCGCCAUCACCAUCAUCAACCUGCCGACCAACCUCGAGUCCCAGGUGACCCACCGAUACUCGGCCAACAGCUUCAAGCUCCACCGCCUGCCCAUGCCCCGACCCGGCAACGUGCUCGGUCUGGUUGGAACCAACGGUAUCGGAAAGAGUACCGCCCUCAAGAUUCUCAGCGGCAAGCUCAAGCCCAACCUCGGCCGCCACGACAACCCUCCCGACUGGGAAGACGUCAUCAAGUACUUCAGAGGUUCCGAGCUGCAGAACUACUUCACCAAGAUUCUGGAGGACGACCUCAAGGCUGUUGUCAAGCCCCAGUACGUCGACCAGAUCCCCAGGGCUAUCCGUGGGCCCGAGAAGUCGGUCAAGGGUCUGCUUGAGGGCCGUGCCUCGCUCGACAACUUGGAUCAGGUGCUCGAUGUUCUUGAGCUGAAGCAUCUUCUCGAGCGUGACGUUGGCCAGCUGUCUGGUGGAGAGCUCCAGCGUUUCGCCAUCGGCACUGUCUGUGUCCAGGAUGCCGACGUUUACAUGUUCGACGAGCCGUCGUCCUACCUGGAUGUCAAGCAACGUCUCUCUGCCGCCCGAAUCAUCCGUUCGCUGAUCAAGUCGAACAACUACAUCAUCGUUGUCGAGCACGAUUUGUCAGUUCUUGACUACCUUUCCGAUUAUGUCUGCGUCCUCUACGGUAAGCCCGCCGUAUAUGGUGUUGUUACCCUGCCGCACUCUGUCAGGGAAGGCAUCAACAUCUUCCUCGACGGUCACAUUCCCACCGAGAACUUGCGUUUCCGUGAGGAAUCCUUGACUUUCCGCAUCGCUGAGGGUGCUGAGGACUACAUGGCAAACAAGGACCGAGCGUUCAACUACCCCAAGAUGGAGAAGACUCUCGGCAACUUCAAGCUGUCCAUUGACACCGGUGAUUUCACCGACUCAGAGAUUAUUGUCAUGAUGGGAGAGAACGGAACCGGAAAGACUACUUUCUGUAAGCUGCUGGCUGGUGCCCUCAAGCCCGAUGGCACCAAGAAGGUGCCUGAGAUGAAGAUCAGCAUGAAGCCUCAGACCAUUACUCCCAAGUUCGAGGGAACCGUUCGUCAGCUUUUCUUCAAGAAGAUCCGGCCUGCCUUCCUCUCACCUCAGUUCCAGACUGAUGUUGUCAAGCCUCUCAAGCUUGACGACUUCAUUGAUCAGGAAGUCAAGAACCUGUCUGGCGGUGAAUUGCAGCGUGUUGCCAUCGUUCUUGCUCUCGGUCUGCCCGCCGAUAUUUACCUGAUCGACGAGCCCUCUGCCUACCUGGACUCUGAGCAGCGUAUCAUUGCAGCUCGUGUCAUCAAGCGUUUCAUCAUGCACGCCAAGAAGACUGCUUUCAUCGUCGAGCACGAUUUCAUCAUGGCCACAUAUCUUGCUGAUCGUGUCAUUGUAUUCGACGGACAGCCUGGUAUCAACGCUCGCGCCAACAAGCCCGAGUCCCUCCUCACUGGUUGCAACGCCUUCUUGAAGAACCUUGACGUCACCUUCCGACGUGAUCCAUCCAACUACCGCCCUCGUAUCAACAAGCUUAACAGCCAGCUUGACCAGGAGCAGAAGCUGCAUGGAAACUACGUAAGUCUACUACUCCUAAUGAUUCGUACUCACCCCUGCUCACACCCCGACAGUUCUUCCUGGAAGAGGACAGCUCUUGAAAAGGGCUUCCCACGGGAUAAUGGCCACAAUCAAAAUGGUGGUCAUCAUGAAAGUUACGAUAGUCACGAGCAUGCCCCUUCAUCCUCAGGCACCGGCGUUCUGGGCGUUCAAAACAUUGGGAAGCGCCGCGCCGCUGGUGUACAUGGGUCUUCGGAACUAGAUGAGGAUGGUGGUGGCGAGGCCGACGAGCCCGAUGACUAA
Messenger RNA from Neoarthrinium moseri, 2073 nucleotides. RefSeq lists its product as uncharacterized. Gene Ontology annotation, biological process: translational initiation; ribosomal subunit export from nucleus; translational termination. Gene Ontology annotation, molecular function: ribosomal small subunit binding; ATP hydrolysis activity; ATP binding. The transcript is spliced from 3 exons. The record is from RefSeq and is a predicted model, not a curated record. Bases 1 to 2073 code for a protein of 690 amino acids. Lineage: Eukaryota; Fungi; Ascomycota; Sordariomycetes; Amphisphaeriales; Apiosporaceae.